Messenger RNA from Aureobasidium namibiae CBS 147.97, 336 nucleotides. RefSeq names its product cytochrome c. NCBI's taxonomy places the organism in Eukaryota, Fungi, Ascomycota, Dothideomycetes, Dothideales, Saccotheciaceae. Gene Ontology annotation, biological process: mitochondrial electron transport, ubiquinol to cytochrome c; mitochondrial electron transport, cytochrome c to oxygen. Gene Ontology annotation, molecular function: electron transfer activity; heme binding. The transcript has 4 exons. Gene Ontology annotation, cellular component: mitochondrial intermembrane space. The record is from RefSeq and is a predicted model, not a curated record. Bases 1 to 336 code for a protein of 111 amino acids.
AUGGGCAAGGACAGCUUCGCACCUGGUGACUCCAAGAAGGGCGCCAACCUCUUCAAGACCCGUUGCGCUCAGUGCCACAACCUCAAGGAGGGUGAGGGUAACAAGAUUGGACCUAACCUUCACGGUCUCUGGGGCAGAAAGACUGGUGAGGUCGAGGGUUACGCCUACUCCGACGCCAACAAGGGCAAGGGUAUUCACUGGGGUGACGACACUCUCUUCGAGUACCUCGAGAACCCCAAGAAGUACAUUCCUGGUACCAAGAUGGCCUUCGGUGGCUUGAAGAAGGCCAAGGACCGCAACGACCUUAUCACCUUCCUCAAGGAAGAGACCGCUUAG